Molecule: messenger RNA, 1181 nt
Organism: Osmerus eperlanus (European smelt)
Lineage: Eukaryota; Metazoa; Chordata; Actinopteri; Osmeriformes; Osmeridae
Gene: cebp1
Product: CCAAT/enhancer binding protein (C/EBP) 1
Exons: 3
Coding region: 240-875 (211 amino acids)
Biological process (GO): regulation of transcription by RNA polymerase II; DNA-templated transcription
Molecular function (GO): RNA polymerase II cis-regulatory region sequence-specific DNA binding; DNA-binding transcription factor activity, RNA polymerase II-specific
Source: RefSeq, a predicted model, not a curated record
GUUCAGAAAUACUGUCAAUCAUGAUGCAUUUUGAACAUAAAUACAAGUAACUGAUAUUCAGCUGGUGUGUGUGUGUGAGAGAGAGAAAGAGAGAGAGUAAAAGAGAGAGGCUGAGGAGUUUUAGAGGAAGUGAUGGUGUGCUGAUCAAAUGAACCUGUUGAGACCAUUUUAGACACGUAACCUCAGAGGAGCAGAGAGCAGCGACUGGAGGAGCUGAUAGACACCACAGUGAUCCAGAGAUGUCGGAAUCAAAGCAGUCUUCGGUGAAUCCUGAUUACAUCCACCUACCUCCGGCCUCUUUUUCCUCCUGCAGUCUUACCUCUAACCCCUCCAGCCUGGCUUUCACCCCUAACCCCUCCACCGCCACGUACCUGGCCAAUCACCUGCCUCAGAUGGAAGGGAUGCCAUGCGGCCAGUCCGAGGGCAGCUCGGGAUUGGCCAGGACAGGGAAUGACCGAGUGACUGAGCAUUUGAUGGGACUGUCGUACUUGUCCCACACACCUUGUCUCAACCCUUCGACCACGGUGGCAUCAAGCCACCAGAGCAGCCUCAUGCAGCAGGAGUUCUCUCCCUUCCUUCUGCCCUCUCCUCCCGGCCCCGCUCACGGCUCCAUACAGAAGAGGGGUUUCAGCAAGGACAGCGUGGAGUACCGUCUGAGGCGUGAGAGGAACAACAUCGCGGUGAGGAAGAGCCGGGACAAGGCCCGCAGGCGUAUCCAGCUUACGCAGCACCGGGUCCUGCAGCUGGAGGACGAGAACCGCAGGCUGCAGGUGCUGAUCGGUCAGCUCACACAAGAACUGGAGAACCUCCAGCGCUCCCUGUCACACCACCCUGGCCGCCCCGUGGGGGCGAGGCUGGGCAGGGGGGACAGCUGAGAGAGGCUGCUGCUUUGGAUGCAGAUGUGUUGUAUUCUUUUGAUGGAAGUUGUGCAAUCGAACACUGGCACAAGUGUGUUUCUAGAUGCUGCCUUUCCCCUUGGGCUCUUUCUGCUCCUGGUUCUUAGUCUACCUGGUGUUUCCCAUGAAAUCCUGAUGUAAGAUUUCUUUGUCAAUCAGAUGCGAGAUCCUAUGGUCAAUCAGUAAUUUAUUACCAUCAUGUAAUAACUUGUGUAUUGGUAGUUGCAAAAAAGUAUUAUUUUCAUGUAAUUUUGAGGUUUUCAGCAUUCUUCUAUAAAAUUAUGA